AUCAUACUUGUCUUCCUUGCCUCUGGGUUCAAUCUUGACACUCCAAAGAGCUAGAAGACACCAUGCUGUCUUGGCCUUAAUUAGCUCUCUUCACUAAUGAAAAUUCCACACAACACUCCAUGAAAAGCCCACCUUCUUUGAUCAAUAAUUCAACCUAGAUCCUAAUAAAUCACAUAUAUAUAUCAACCCAUCUCUUUGAUCCAAUUCUAUUUCCAAGAAAGAAAAAAAAAUUUCCCUCUUAGAAAUCAUGGAUAUUGAAGAAUGGGAAAUUUUGCCGCAUGGGGGAUUUCUUGAUUACCCUGAAGAUGGAGAAAAGAAGAGUUCUUCAGCAAGCAAUCGGAGCUCCAAUUCAAAAUCUGGGUUCAAUAUGAACUACUUUGUUUGUCCAUCUUCACCUCCAAGAAAUUCAAGUGUGGUGCCUAACCAGCUUGUUCCAGUUCCAUUUCAGUUGGAAACAACAAGAAUCACAACUGGUGAUCGUCAAGAAGACAAAUCAAAGCCUAUUGACAUCAGGGUGAUGCCUUCUGUGAUCAUGCCAGAAGCCAAAGGUCCUGAUAUAGCUCCAAAGGAAGCUGAUCAAGACCCAGUUUCCCAAGUUUUCUUCAAGAAAAUGAAGGAAAAUGAAUUUGUCGACAUGAAAAUGGACUCUCCAAAGUCCCCAACAACCAAAAGUUUCGUUCCUCCUCAAAUUGAUGCUAGCAAGUUUGAUUUCGAGGAUAAAGGUGAUACCUUGGAGGCCAAAAUUAGCUCCCCAAGAAUCAAGAUUGAAAAAGAAAUUAAAGAAGUGGAAGAAAUUCAUUGGGAGGAAAAUAAUGGUGGGUUGAAUUUGUGGAAGUGGAGCUUGAAUGGGAUUGGAGCAAUUUGCUCCUUUGGAGUUGCUGCUGCUACUGUUUGUAUAAUCAUUUUUGGAAGCCAUCAAAGAAACAAGCAGCAACAGAACCAAAAGCUGAGAUUCCAGAUUUACAAUGAAGACAAGAGGAUUAAGCAAGUGGUUCAUCAUGCAACAAGAUUCAAUGAAGCAAUUGCAACAGUAAGAGGAGUUCCCAUUGCUAGAGCUCAUAUAACUUUUGGAGGUUACUAUGAUGGUGUCUGAAAGCUAAAUUCAUAUUACAGAAAAAUCUCUAUUGUUCCUUGCUGUCAAUUGUGGUGGUGAAUCUGUUAUGCCUCUAUAUGUAAGCUUUUUCUACAUAUGAAUUUUUCUUCAUAUUUUGUACAUAAAAAGUAUUAUGUAUGAGAUAUUUGGUUGUGCAUAGAUUCUGAUGAAUCAUGUGUACUAGAGAUUCCCUAUGCUUGUGUAUAUGCUUGUUAUAGGAGAUUGGUAUCUUCAUUGUGAUCCACUAGUAGCACUAGCAAAAAGCUUGUAUUGUUGUGGGCAUUGACCCAACCAAUUGUCUCCUCGAAUAAUGUUGGAAUAUUUUGAAUAUUUAA
This is a messenger RNA of Manihot esculenta (cassava), 1428 nucleotides long. RefSeq lists its product as uncharacterized. The record is from RefSeq and is a predicted model, not a curated record. The coding region runs from base 248 to 1093 and encodes 281 amino acids. The transcript has 2 exons. NCBI's taxonomy places the organism in Eukaryota, Viridiplantae, Streptophyta, Magnoliopsida, Malpighiales, Euphorbiaceae.